AUGAACUACCUGAAGAUGGCCCCUUCGGACGCGGAGGAGGAGCCCCCGGGGCCGCUGCCUGAUGAUGAGCCGCAACUGCAGCAAGACCAUUAUCUGUUACAUGUUUCAGUGUCUUCAGCCGGCGAGUACGGAGUUAGCACGGCGCCUCUGUCCUCGCGCGCCAAGGAACAGCUCGCUCAGGCUUGCUCCGUGAGGCUCGAGCGCCUGCGCCACUCCCCGCGUGCGAGCCAGCCGUGUCCCGUGACGUCACACCGCGAGCCGAGCCCCGCCAGCAGUGUGCAGGACGUGACGUCACACCGCGGGCCGAGCCCCGCCAGCAGUGUGCAGGACGUGACGUCACACCGCGGGCCGAGCCCCGCCAGCAGUGUGCAGGACGUGACGUCACACCGCGAGCCGAGCCCCGCCAGCAGUGUGCAGGACGUGACGUCACACCGCGAGCCGAGUCCCGCCAGCAGUGUGCAGGACGUGACGUCACACCGCGAGCCGAGCCCCGCCAGCAGUGUGCAGGACGUGACGUCACACCGCGGGCCGAGCCCCGCCGGCAGUGUGCAGGACGUGCCCGGUGACACCACCGACGAGGAACAAGCCUACACGUCCGAUGUAGAAUCAUCCAUUAAAUCAGAGCCUAAUGAUGACGAAGUGGGAGAUGAGCAGGUGCUUGCUGUGUCAUCCGCAGCUGUUGUGGUCCCGUUUGCGCCGCGUGAGGCGCCCGUGCAGGCGAGUGCCGUGACGUCACACCAUGAGCCGACGCCAGCGAGGAGAGUGACGUUGCCUGAUGCCACCCGCCCACAAGCCCACACACACCACUCUAGGUUACUCCGACAAAUCAAUAACCAGCACACAGACACUAAAGCAAUGUAUUCAUGCAACAUCAAAAUAAAUAACCAACACACCGACACUAAAGCAAUGUAUUCGUGCAACAUCUGUUCACAAAAGUUCUCAAACAAAACUCUGUUCAACCGACAUGUACACACUCACAUGGACCUAGAAACAUACAUUUGUGAUAUGUGUAAUAUGAAAUUCAGGUUGAAAUCAGUUUUAAAGAGACAUAUUUUUAAGUUACACAUGAAGAUAAAACGCGUGUGCAAAAUUUGUAACAAAAUUGUUGACAAAAUGUACUUAGAGAAACAUCAAAGACUUCACACUGGUGAGAAACCAUACAAAUGUAAGGUAUGUGACAAGAAAUUUGCACUUGUUGAAUAUUUACGUUCACACGAAAGAGUUCACACUGAUGAAAAACGAUACAAGUGUGAAGAAUGUAACAAACAAUUCAAAUAUAUAAGUGGGUAUAAAAUGCACAAAAAAAAACACACCGGCGACAAAAGAUAUAGCUGUGAUCAAUGCGGCAAACGUUUUAUACAAAAGAGCACUUUAACUGAACACAAAAAAGUGCACACUGGUGAGAAAUUAUAUAAGUGUGACGAAUGUGACCAAUUAUUUGGAUAUAGGAAAACUUUAAAAAAACAUAAAAAAAAUCAUGCUCGAGGUGAUAUGUACAGCUGUAACGUUUGCGACGAGAAAUUUCCACUAAGAAAACUUUUAGAUAAACAUAAACACAAGCACAUCGGAGAAAAAGCGUUCCGGUGCAAAGAAUGUAACAAGAGAUUUAAGAUAAAAAGUCGUUUAGAUUUCCAUAAAAUAACGCACAAUGGAGACAGACAAUACAUCUGUGACAAGUGUGGUAAGCAAUUUAAACGACAAGGUAAUUUAGAUCAACAUAAAAAAAAUCACGCAGAAAAAUGUCACAGUUGUAAUAAAUGUAACAAGCAAUUCACACACAAACACCAGUUGGAUGCUCAUGAGAGAACUCACACUAAAUAAAAACCAUAUAUUUGUGAAAAAUGUGGCGCGCGAUUCGCGCAAAAUUAUAUCCUACAGAAACAUAAACAAACUCAUCUUGAAAAGGUACCCGGUAACUGAGUGACUGAGGAAA
Molecule: messenger RNA, 1933 nt
Organism: Cydia amplana
Lineage: Eukaryota; Metazoa; Arthropoda; Insecta; Lepidoptera; Tortricidae
Product: zinc finger protein 723-like
Exons: 5
Coding region: 1-1821 (606 amino acids)
Biological process (GO): regulation of transcription by RNA polymerase II
Molecular function (GO): DNA-binding transcription factor activity; RNA polymerase II cis-regulatory region sequence-specific DNA binding
Source: RefSeq, a predicted model, not a curated record